AUGACCUCACAGGAAGAACCAACCAUAACGGCUAUUUCUCCGACUUCUACUCUCGGAACUGCUGCGGCUUCCGAACAUCAGCCCGAAAUCGCUUCACCAACCGACCGUGAAAUACCGCCACUAACUAAUUUUAAAUUUCCGCCUUCUCCGCCACUACCGGGUACUGCGGAUUCGAUCCCAUCUCGUGUAGUACCUAAAAAGAUAUUUGAUGUUAGUAAUGAUGAUGAUGAAGUUGUCAGUAAUAAUGACUUGACUGUUGAGUCUGUAGUUCCUCCUCAGGACGGAAAUCUAGAAUCGCCUGAUAAUCUUGACUCUGAAACUUAUCUUGCUGAAACUGUUGCAAAAGUUUUAGGAAACCAAACAAAGGAACAACAACAACUGCAAACUGAAGUGUCUGAAUCUUCUGUUAAAAAAGUUCUUUUGUCUAGUACUUCAAAUUCUUCUCCUGAUUCAACUCAUAUUAAUAAUAGUAAUAUCAAUAAUUUUAAUAUUAAUAAUAACAAUAAUAAUAGUAUUAAUAAUAUUAAUAAUAGUAUCAAUAAUAUUUCUUCGAGUGCUUCUUCUCAACAAUCUAUUCAACCUCCUCCUCCUCCUAUCACUGGAAAAAAUUGUUUAUCCGAUUCAAUCAGUCCAUCAACUCCACCAAAUCCUUCAAAUCAUUUAAAUAUGUCUCAACCUGAUUCUCCUCUGACUGUUCCUAUUUCAACUAAUGAUACUAAUGAUACUGUUACUACAACCACCACUCAACCUCAAGUUACUACUGCUCCUUCUUUUAAACUUACAAAAUUUACUAUUAGUGGUGACUCUCCUGAUACCACUCCUACAUCUUCACCUGUCCAGAGGUUAUCUGAUAUACAUUGUACUGUAGGUGAUGGUUCCGGUGCUCUUCCCAAUUUUUCUCAUGAUUUCGAGUUAAUUCCACCUACUCUUGAUGAUUCUUAUUCUUCUGAGCCUCUUGAUUAUUGUCUUCCUCCUUCAAAUAAUUCUAUGUCUCGUACUCAACGAAAGCUCUUACUUCAACGUGAUUCUUUUCUUGCUGAUGACGAAAAUUAUGUUAUUCAUCCUCAUAAUCAACGUAGAUUAACUAAAGCAAUUGAACGUAUAAAUCGUGAACAUACUGCUAUAUCUUUAUAUAGAGAUCCUAUGAUUGAGAGUUUACAAAGAGCUUUCGCAAAAUAUGCUCAAGAUCAUCCUGAAGUUUUGGAUGAUGAUUUUGGUGCAAAUUAUGAAGAUUCAAAAGAAUGGGGAAUUUUAUCUGAUCAAACAAAAUCUAUGGAUCAAAUUGGUUCAAUUUAUGGUCCAAUUAGUUAA
Dentiscutata erythropus is the source of this 1311-nucleotide messenger RNA. NCBI's taxonomy places the organism in Eukaryota, Fungi, Glomeromycota, Glomeromycetes, Diversisporales, Gigasporaceae. The record is from the annotation of a GenBank genome assembly.